Molecule: messenger RNA, 873 nt
Organism: Thlaspi arvense
Lineage: Eukaryota; Viridiplantae; Streptophyta; Magnoliopsida; Brassicales; Brassicaceae
Source: the annotation of a GenBank genome assembly
AACGCCGUCAAAAGAUUCCGUAGCAGCUCCGGUUUGAUUCAUCGCCCAAUCAUAAUCUCCGCCGCUGACAGAGAGAGAGAGAGAGAGAGAGAAGAAAAGAAAGCAAUGGGUCUGCUUACGAAUAAGGUUGAGAGAGACGAGCUUAAACCUGGAGAUCACAUCUACUCUUACAGAGCAGUCUUCGCUUAUUCUCACCACGGUGUAUUUGUCGGUGGUUGCAAGGUGGUUCAUUUCAAACCUGAGCAGAGCCUGAAAUCUCCCACACCCUCUGCUUCUUCUGCUUCUUCGUCUUCGUCUUCUUCGUCUUCAGUUUCAGAUGUUUAUGAUUCUUCAGAAGCUCCCUGUCCUACGUAUCCUGACUGUGGAUUCAAACAACCAAACAGUGGAGUAGUACUCUCUUGCCUCGACUGCUUCCUCAAGAACGGCUCUCUCUACCGUUUCGAAUACGGAGUCACCUCGUCCGUUUUCCUCACCAGAAUCCGCGGUGGCACCUGCACGACCGCUCCAUCUGACCCGCUUCAAACGGUUGUCCACAGAGCAAUGCACCUUCUCCAGAACGGGUUUGGUCACUACGACGUCUUCCAAAACAACUGCGAAGACUUCGCUCUUUACUGCAAGACGGGGUUGCUCAUUCUAGAUAAGAACGGCGUCGGAAGAAGCGGUCAAGCCAGUUCCGUUCUUGGCGCUCCUCUCGCUGCACUCCUCUCCUCACCUCUCACGUUGUUGAUCCCAAACCCUGUUGGUGUAGCAACAGUCACUGCUGGGAUGUACUGUAUGAGCAGGUAUGCUACUGAUAUCGGCGUUAGAAGCGACGUGAUCAAGGUUCCCGUUGAGGAUUUGGCUCUGAACCUCGGCAUUAAGACCAUCAAGAAA